Messenger RNA from Sander lucioperca (pikeperch), 3613 nucleotides. RefSeq names its product PAX3 and PAX7 binding protein 1 (gene paxbp1). The record is from RefSeq and is a predicted model, not a curated record. Gene Ontology annotation, molecular function: DNA binding. NCBI's taxonomy places the organism in Eukaryota, Metazoa, Chordata, Actinopteri, Perciformes, Percidae. Gene Ontology annotation, biological process: positive regulation of transcription by RNA polymerase II; mRNA splicing, via spliceosome. Gene Ontology annotation, cellular component: nucleus. The transcript is spliced from 18 exons. Bases 155 to 2929 code for a protein of 924 amino acids.
GGUCAGCUUCAAAUUUUAAAGAGGAAGAAGAAAUGCACUAUUUGACAGAAAAUGGCCGACUGGCAGUGUGGAAAUAAUUUCCUUCUGCUCCAAGCACAAUUUUAAGGUGUCCUACGUUAGAUCAUGCAUUGCUGCAUUUAGCAAAAAAUACAUAAUGUUUAAAAAGGCGAAACGAGCUAACUUUCGACGGAGGAAUGAGUCCGACGAGGACGAACAGGAGGAGAGUCGGCAGCCGCCGCCAGUGGCGCCGAUAUCGUUUGGGCCUGCCGUGGAGGAAAUCCCGUUUAUGGAGACUUCCAAUUACAGCGUUACUGGAGCACCUAGCACCACGGAUAACUAUCAUAGCAACGGCUUUCAGCCUAAUGCGAACAGUGUAAGAGCUGUCAAAAAAGAAAAGAAAGGUAAAGAAACCGCCAUCGUAGCAGCUACGGUUCCUGGACCCACGAAAGCCAGUUUGCUGAGUUUCGUCGAUGACGAAGAAGGAUCCGAAGUGUUCAGAGUGAAGAAAUCCAACCACAGUAAGAAGAUUGUCAAACAGCUGAAGAAGGAAUACAAGGAGGAUUUGGAGAAGACUGGAGUCAAACAGGAAAUCAAAUCAGAUGUUCCACCUCAGCCUGUGGUUUCAAUCAAAGAGGAAGUUACUAGCAGAGCGGGUAGUGAACAGGGGGAAGAGGAAAUGGAGGUGGAUAGUGCUGAUGAGCAGGAGGAAGAUGCGAAGAGUCAAGGUGGCCAGACACAAGGUCAAGUCUCCAGGAGCAACAACACCGCAGCAACAUUCAACACGCUUUCCUCCCUCAGCAGCCUGAGACCAGGGGAGAUUCCCGAUGCAGCAUUUAUCCAUGCUGCCAGAAAGCGCCGGCAACUAGCUAGAGAGCUGGGGGGUGAAACCCCUCUGGUUGAGACAGAGACUCCCAAGAAACGAAUGGUACGAGAAGACCAAGAUGCCAGCGACGAUGAAGAUGAGGAAGAGAAGAGGAUCCGCUUUAGCGGUGUCAAGAACAAAAGCCAGAGACAAAAGAUCGCUGAGGAGAUAGGUAUUGAGGGUAGUGAUGAUGAGGCACUGGAUACAGGUCAGGAUGAGGAGGUGAGCCGUUGGGAACAGGAGCAGAUUAGGAAAGGAAUCAGCAUACCCCAGGUCCAAAGCAGCCAGCCAGAGGACAACACGGUCUACUACCAGAACAGCUACGAGAGCCAACCCUAUGGCUCUUCCUACAGCAUGCCUUUUACCUACAGCACUGUGGCCCCGCAGACUGCCAAGCCAACUAGCCGAGCAGACAAUGGCUCUGUUCACUACGGGACCCCUAUUAGUGAUCUUACCCCGGUAUCCAUUGAUCUGGUAAAGAAACGCCUGCAGGAUAGGCUCAGCCAAAUGUGUGCAGGCCACGACUCAAAUGCCAGGCGCUACAAACAGAUCAAAGAAGACCUAGCUGCCUCUGAGAGCGCCAUACAGCAGCUGGAGGGCUCAUCCAAUGACAAUGCAGAACAAUAUAAAUUCUUGCAAGAGAUGCGAGGGUAUGUUGGAGACUUGCUUGAGUGUUUCAGUGAAAAGGUGCCUGCUGUCCUGGAGCUGGAGGCUGCCAUGCACCAGUUACUAAGGCAACGGGCCUCACGACUUGUCCAGAGAAGACAGGAUGAUAUUAAAGAUGAAUCGUCGGAGUUUGCAAGCCUUUCAAAUAAAGCUGUCAUGGCUCCUAAUCUGGACUCGUUUGGUCGAGACCGCACAGCAUACCAAGAGAACAGUCGUCAGAGGAGGAUAGCAGAAAGAGAAGCACGACGAACUCGGCGGCGACAAGCUAGAGAGCAGAAUGGAAAGAGGGCUGAGCAUAAAGAAGGCUUAUCAUCAGAUGAUGAGGAGACCUCUACUGACAUCACCAGCUUCAACAUGGAGAGAGAUCGUAUCAUCAGGGAAUGCAAGAAAGUAUUUGAAGAUGUGGUGGAGGACUUUCAUUCUCUUGACUGCAUCAAAUCCCAUUUUGAAGUGUGGAGGAGAGACUAUGCCAACUGCUACAGAGAUGCUUACAUAGGCCUCUGUCUGCCCAAACUCUUUAACCCUUUAGUCCGUCUGCAGCUGAUUACAUGGAACCCUCUUGAGGCUCACUGUGCAAAUUUUGAGUACAUGCUCUGGUUUGAGUCGCUGUUGUUUUACGGCUUUGAGGAGCACAGCACGUUGCAGAGGGGAGAUGGGGACAUCGGCUUGCUGCCUGCUAUUGUGGAGAAGGUCAUCCUCUCCAAACUGACAGUGUUGGCAGAGCAAGUGUGGGACCCGCUGUCAAACAGUCAGACAGCCAUGCUGGUGGGCUUCAUUCACAGAAUAAUGAAAGGUUACCCUACUGUGCUGCAUGGGGACAACCGAUACACACAGGAACUUUUGAAAACUAUUGUCUUUAGGACCAGGCGGACUCUGGAUGAAGAUGUCUUCCUUCCACUCUACCCCAAAAAUGUGUUGGAGAACAAGAAUAGCGGUCCUUACUUAUUCUACCAGAGGCAGUUCUGGUCUUGUGUGAAGCUGCUGGGCAACAUCCUGCAGUGGGAAGGUAUUUUAUCCAGUUCCUGUCUGAGGGAUCUGGCAUUAGACAGCACUCUGAAUAGAUACAUCCUCUCUGCACUGCAGUCCACGGAUAAUGGGGAGGACAAUGUUCCAAAGUGCCAGAAGGUGGUGGAGUGUUUGCCUGUGCACUGGUUCUCUGGACUGAAAGGCCAGCAGACGUUGCCUCAGUUGGAGCCGUUCUGUCGCUUCCUCACCCACAUGGCCAACUCAUUGCACCGCAACAGUUUGGGUGGGUCUGAUGUGGAGCGGCGCACUGCCAAGGACCAAGUCAAAGAGGUCGUGAAGAUGUUGGGCCAGAUGAAUGCCCUGGACCACAUCAUCACUGUGGCAGCCGAGCAUGGCAUUAAAGACAUCAAGCCCCUUUUGGAAGCCAAGUCGUAGAGGACAUGGCAACAGCAACUUUUCAUUCAUCUUUUGUCCUGUCAGCACAUUUGAAGCCAUGGGGGUCACUAAGUUGGAGUCCUAAAAAAAGUGUGCAUUAAUGGAUUUGAAAUAAAACUCAACUGUUGCUACCUUGCCUGAAAAGAGAAGGUAAAAAACCUUGGUGUAAAUACUGUGAAUAAUGUAUAGAAAGGUGGGCUCAUAUGCUCAACACAAAAGUGAUGCUGACAUGAGGCCUUGUAUUGUCAGCUCUAAAAGACCUCUCUGUUAUACUACAUGCUGACAAGAUUUUAAAUGCAUAAUUUAUUGAGUACAGUUGUUGACAUGGGUUACUGGCAUAUGUUUGGAAAUUAUCGGAUCUCUAAAUUAACACCAUCUUAAAUCUGGCUACCUGUAAAGACUGCAUAACCACCUUUAUUUCUCUCACAUGCUCUACUUUUCUAUAUGUGCCAAAAGGUAGAAAAAAGGUAGAAAUGGCACACUGGCAAAGACUGACAACGAACUUGUCUCCCAGAACUCUGUAGGGCAAUUGAUAUUGUCUUUGUUCUCCCACUUCACCCUACAGUUCUCCUGUGUCACAUGUGGACUGCCCUGAUGACCCUACUACAGCUGAGAGCUUUGUAUUUGUAAGACUUUUGGUUUAGCAUUGUAUUUGCCUGUGAAUAAAAUAUGCAUUUGAAUAAA